Molecule: messenger RNA, 372 nt
Organism: Trichophyton benhamiae CBS 112371
Lineage: Eukaryota; Fungi; Ascomycota; Eurotiomycetes; Onygenales; Arthrodermataceae
Product: LEA domain protein
Exons: 2
Coding region: 1-372 (123 amino acids)
Source: RefSeq, a predicted model, not a curated record
AUGUCUUUUGUCACUAGAGCUGUUGUUGCCAAUUCGCGCUUCAUCAAGCCUUCCACCGUCUUCAUCAGAAGGACACAGUUGAGCCGUGCCUUCUUCUCGACAUCACCACAACAUCAGAAAGGUCCUAUUGAGGCAACAAAGGAUACCCUGAAGGCAGCCGACAGACUCGUUUCAGAUGCUGCUGUCAAGGGAAUCGAGAAAGGAGAGGCCGCAACGAACAAGAUAAAACAUUCCAUAGGAUCCACAGCGAAAGAUGCGGAACAUGGAGCACAAGAUGCUGCCAGAAAGACAAGCAGGAAGGCAUCCAACAUAGCGGAUGAAGCCGCUCAGAAGGCAGCUGAGAAGGAGGAAGAAUUCUCUGGCAAGGCAUAG